AUGCGGUGCAGAUGUGUCUUCCCGACGUUGCUUCAGAAGAUCCUCGGUUCCUCGAACGCGACGCACCUCCUUUGUCAGAGGAGUUCCCUGAGGGUAGCAAGAUUUUCUUCCUGGGGGAACAAUGGGGUAGCUGCUUCGGUCUCCGCCACGACUGAUACCAGCUUGUCUGUGAUACUUGCAUUCUUCCCCGCCGAAAAGGCUGAAAACGACCAGUUCAAAGCCGUCGUACAGAAUCGACGAUCCAGCCACUACUUCCCCUCUUUCAAAGCUGCAGAGAUGGUUGGCAUCUCGGGGCGGGCUUUGGGGAAGAUAACGUCGAGUUUCAUGGUCAUCACGUCUGACGAACAGAAGACCAAUGUCGGCCUGAGCCUUAAAUUCGAAGUGAAGGCCUUGAAGGUCGUCGACUAUUCUCGGAAAGAGGGCCGGCAUUGGGAGUAUAAUGAUAGGGCAAUCGACCUGAUCCGAGAGUACAAGGCAAAGUUUCCUGAGGUCUUCCUCUCGUUAGAUAACAGCGGAGAUGCAAUGGCAAGGGCAUCGGACAUCCUGUCGGGGCCGGAUCCUGAUGGCCGUGUUAGGGUGAUUAAAGCAUGGCUAAAGACGAAGGGUGUUCGAGAUUUUGAACCUGUCUCCCUUUUCUGUGACCAACUAGGCAAGGAGACCAUUGGGGAAAUUGAGCGAAUGGCUGAUGAGUUUACGAAGAACAAGUCGUCAGCUCAGUUCAAGAAGGCCAUUGUCAAAGGAAUCCCUCGACAAGCCGUUCUCAAACCUGCACAUACUGCUUAUCGUCUUCAGAAUCAACACUUUGCUUUGGGUGAUCGUGUUACGAUGGUGCAAGACUCUGGAAGCGUUCCACUAUCAGUCAAAGGUGUCGUCAUUGGGCUCGAUUCAAAGACUAUAGACAUAGUGUGGGAUGUUCCGUUCAUGUCUGGUAUAACGUUGGGGGAUCGGUGCUCGCAGUACCGUGGCUCGACGGUCGAGUUCAACACUUGCUUGAACUUGUCCAACCCACAGUUCGUAACGUCCACCAACCCUAAAGCUCCACCGCCCGUUCGGAAUGAGGUCCCCUUUGAACCGAGACAUGGUCCCCGACCCGAGAUCAACCCCGCCCUUGGCCAGGCUCCAGCAGCUGGAUUCCGCCCAGCGCAACCUCCCAGCCACCGACCGCCCAUGCACAUCAUGGCCAACCCCAACCGCGGCCGAGGGGGAUACGUCAACGGCCGCGGCAGGCCACCCCCUCAGGCUACUAAUGCCAAUGCUCCAGAACCACCCGAACCACCAUCAGCGGCACCGACCUCCCAACUAAUGGCGUGCAUGCCUCGCCUGCUCCUGGACGAGGCUACAUCCCUAGAGGUGGCAGGGGAGGCUUUGUGCCUGGAUUCCGUGGAGGUCGAGGAGGCUUCAUCCCCAACGCUGACCGUGGCCGAGGAGGGCGAGGUGGGUUCCGUGGGCGGGGUCGAGGAUCGUUUACGGCUCCCCUGCCCUCAUAGAUCCGUGUUCUUCUCCAGUGCAAUCCGAUUUUCGUAG
Messenger RNA from Laccaria bicolor S238N-H82, 1524 nucleotides. RefSeq lists its product as uncharacterized. The record is from RefSeq and is a predicted model, not a curated record. Bases 1 to 1524 code for a protein of 507 amino acids. Lineage: Eukaryota; Fungi; Basidiomycota; Agaricomycetes; Agaricales; Hydnangiaceae. The transcript is spliced from 7 exons.